Messenger RNA from Fraxinus pennsylvanica, 1026 nucleotides. The record is from the annotation of a GenBank genome assembly. Lineage: Eukaryota; Viridiplantae; Streptophyta; Magnoliopsida; Lamiales; Oleaceae.
AUGCUCUUUUCACCUAUAAAUUUCAGGCUCACAAAGCACCAGCUACGGCCUAAAGGUUUAUCGAACUUUUCUCUACAUCCUUCGUUGUCUUCACUAUGGCAGCUGACAAUAACGGCAGAAGAAAUUCGAAUACUCAGUUACUGCAAGAACUCAAAGCAUUUAGUGAGUCCCUCUACCAGUCCCACAUUUCUAGUACUGUCCGAAGAACUGCCUCUUGCACUUCCAAGAAGUGCCAUUCCGCAUAUCUCCUCCACCGAUGAAAUUGGAACAGAAAAAGUUCAGCGGCUAAACCCAAAACCAAAAUUGAGGCGCAUGUCCCUGUCUCUUUGGCGUUCUCGGCCAAAGCGUGAUGUAGAAGACGAGCAGAGAGAACGAAGUAUGGUUUCAACUAAGAAAGAAACAAAGAAGUUGGUUGAUGAAUCAGCUACAUCAGAGAAGAAAGGAAUAUGGAAAUGGAAGUCAAUUAGAGCACUCUCCCAUAUUGGUAUGCUGAAGCGUAGUUGUUUGUUCUCUGUAGAAGUUGUCACAGUUCAUGAUCUUCCAGCUUCGAUGAAUGGCCUUCACUUAUCUGUUUGUGUUAGAAAGAAAGAAAGCAAGGACGGAGGGGAUCAGACAAUGCCAUCAAGGGUUUCUCAAGGAGCAGCUGAUUUUGAAGAGACUAUUCAUAAGGAAUCCAUUGAGAAGAGCUUUGAAGGUGCAAGAAUUCGGCAAUGGGAUACAACCUUCAAUCUCUCAGGUAAAGCUAAGGGGGGUGAACUUGUUCUCAAAUUGGGGUUCCAGAUUAUGGAGAAAGAUGGAGGCAUAGGAAUAUAUAGUCAGUCUGACGGCCAGAAGUCGGGAAAAAAUAGCAAUAGCUCACCUUCCAUUGCUCGAAGACACUCAAAAUCAUCCUUCAGUGUUCCGAGUCCAAGACUGACUAGCCGUGCGGAAGCUUGGACUCCUUCACAGAAAGGAGUCACAUCAGAUCUUCAAGGAAUUGAUGAUCUGAAUCUUGAUGAACCGGCUCCAGCACCUUCAACUUCUUAG